UUUUCCUCUGUGUCUUCUGUCUGGUGGAUAUCCUCCUUUUCUUUGAUUUCGGCAGUAAACGUCGAGAAACUGUUAAGAACAAGGAGCAUUAAAGUCAUUGACGUAGUUCAGUGGAUAGUGAAUUUUUUGAUUCUGGUUUGUGCUUCUACGAACUUAAAAGAAAUGGUUUCUAACCAGAGUCAAGAUGACGGACUAUUAGAACCUCUAGUGAUAAAAAAUGCUGAAAGAAGCAGAAUAGAACUAGACCAAGCUGGUUUUCUUAGCAAAUUAACAUUUUCUUGGAUUGGCCCUUUACUUAGCUUGGGAUAUUCAAAACCAUUAUCUCUAGAAGACAUUCCUUCUUUGGAUUCAGAAGACGAAGCCAACAUAGCGUACCUCAAGUUCAAACAAGCAUGGGAUUCUCUCUUAAGAGAGAAGGAUCAUGGGGACAAGAAGAACUUGGUUCUUUGGGCAGUAAUAAAAGUUUACAUGAAAGAGAACAUAUCAAUUGGAAUUCUUGCACUUCUCAGGACAAUCUGUGUGGUGGUUUCUCCCUUGAUACUCUACGCUUUUGUGAACUAUUCAAAUAGGAAUGAGGAAAAUCUCAAACAAGGCCUUUCUAUUUUAGGGUGCCUAGUCGUUUCCAAGUUGGGUGAAUCCUUAAGUCAAAGACAUUGGUUUUUCAAGUCAAGGAGGUGUGGAUUGAGGAUUAGAUCGGGCUUAAUGGUUGCGGUGUAUGAAAAGCAGCUAAAGCUCUCUAGUUUGGGAAAGCGAAGACAUUCAACUGGUGAGAUUGUGAAUUAUGUGGCGGUUGAUGCCUAUAGAAUGGGUGAAUGUUCAUGGUGGUUCCACACAAUAUGGUCUUGUGGAGUCCAACUUUUUCUAGCCAUUGCCGUUCUCUUUAAGGUCAUUGGAUAUGGUGCUCUUCUUGGUUUAGUUCCUCUCCUCAUAUGUGGACUUCUCAACGUGCCGUUUGCAAAAUUACUCCAAAAGUGUCAAUUUGGGUUCAUGAUUGCACAGGAUGAGCGGCUCAGGGCGACUUCAGAGAUCCUAAACAACAUGAAGGUCAUUAAACUCCAAUCGUGGGAAGAGAAGUUCAAGAACUUGAUCGAGUCCCACCGCGACAACGAGUUCAAGUGGCUGGCUGAGGCACAACUUAAGAAGGUGUAUGGAACUCUGUUGUAUUGGAUUUCUCCAACCAUCAUAUCUUCAGUUGUCUUCUUUGGAUGCAUUCUUCUUGGUAGUGCCCCACUAAAUGCCAGCACCAUUUUCUCUGUUCUAGCUACAUUGAGAAGCUUGUCGGAGCCUGUCAGAAUGAUACCCGAGGCUCUUUCUGUAAUGAUCCAAAUAAAGGUCUCCUUUGAUCGGAUCAACUCUCUUUUACUCGAUGACGAACUUAAAAAUGAAGGGAAAAGAAAGUACCCUUUGCCCAUUUCAGAAAAGAGCUUGGAAAUUCAAGGAGGGAUUUUCAGUUGGGAUCCUGAAUUAACAAUUCCAACUCUACGAGAGGUGAAUCUGGAGAUAGGAUUGCGGCAAAAGAUAGCAAUUUGUGGGCCAGUUGGAGCAGGAAAGUCCACACUCUUGCAUGCAAUACUAGGAGAGAUCCCCAAACUUUCUGGAGCUGUCAGUGUAUAUGGUUCCAUUGCCUAUGUUUCUCAGAAUUCUUGGAUACAAAGCGGGACACUUCGCGAUAACAUACUAUAUGGGAAGCCAAUGGAGAAGGAUACGUAUGAGAAGGCUAUAGAAGCUUGCGCCCUGGAUAAGGACAUUAACAGUUUUGAUCAUGGAGAUCUUACAGAAAUAGGCCAGAGAGGGAUUAACAUGAGUGGUGGUCAGAAGCAGAGAAUUCAGCUUGCUAGAGCUAUCUACAAUGAUGCUGAUAUCUAUCUCCUUGAUGACCCCUUUAGCGCAGUUGAUGCACAUACUGCUGCAAUUCUCUUUAAUGACUGUGUCAUGGCUGUUCUGAGAAGUAAGACUGUAAUCCUUGUGACUCAUCAAGUAGAGUUUCUCUCUGAAGUUGAUAAGAUUCUGGUUAUGGAAGGAGGAAAAAUUACUCAAUCAGGCAGCUAUGAGGAAUUAUUGGAAGCUGGGACAGCAUUUGAACAACUUGUGAAUGCUCACAAAGAUUCCAUAACAACAUUGGGCCCAUCAAAUGAUGGAGGCCAAGGAGAACCUCAAACGGGAGGCACGGUUCGGUCGGAAGAGAGUCAUGGUUCAUACUCCAUUAAACAAAGCAGUGAAGGGGAGAUUUCUGCAACGGGCCUACCUGGAGUGCAGUUAACACAAGAAGAAGAAAAGGAAAUUGGUGAUGUGGGUUGGAAGCCAUAUUGGGAUUACAUAUUUGUCCCUAAAGGGUCAUUUCUUCUAGUUUUAGGCUUAAUAACUCAGUUUGGAUUUGUUGCAUUCCAAGCUGCUGCAACUUAUUGGUUAGCUUUAGCCAUUCAAGUUCCUAGGAUCACAAGUGGCAUGUUGGUUGGGAUUUACACUGCAAUUUCUGCACUUAGUGCUGUCUUUGUGUAUCUUAGAUCAUUUUUUGCAGCGCAUCUUGGAUUAAGAGCAUCUAAAGCUUUCUUCUCUGGUUUCACCGAAGCCAUCUUUAAAGCUCCCAUGCUCUUCUUUGACUCGACUCCUGUUGGUCGAAUCUUAACUAGAGCUUCAUCAGAUUUGAGUAUUGUGGACUUUGAUAUACCCUUCUCUAUUAUCUUCGUAGCGGCGGCUGGUAUUGAGUUUUUGAUGACCGUUGUAAUCAUGGCUUCCGUCACAUGGCAAGUUCUCAUUGUGGCCAUUUUCAGCGUGGUUGCUAGUAAAUAUGUUCAGGGCUACUAUCUAGCUACUGCAAGGGAGAUAAUAAGAAUCAAUGGAACAACAAAAGCUCCUGUUACCAACUAUGUAUCCGAGACGGCACUUGGUGCGGUCACAAUAAGAGCUUUUCGAUCAGUCGAUCAGUUUUUCCAGAAUUAUCUAAAGCUUGUGGACACCGACGCAUCAUUAUUCUUCUUGUCUAAUGCAGCCAUUGAGUGGUUAGUUAUAAGAAUAGAAGCACUUCAGAAUUUGACCCUUUUCACUGCAGCUUUUCUCCUAAUCUUACUUCCAAAGAGUCAGGUGGCUCCAGGUCUUGUGGGGCUUUCUCUUUCCUAUGCAUUGUCACUAACAGGGACAGUUACUUUCAUGACUCGUUGGUAUUGCAACUUAUCAAACUACAUUGUAUCAGUUGAAAGAAUUAAACAGUUCAUGCACAUUCCACCAGAACCUCCAUCUAUCAUUGAAGGAAAUAGGCCGCCUCCUUCAUGGCCCGCCAACGGUAGGAUUGAGUUGCAUUCUUUAAGGAUUAAGUAUCGUCCAAAUGCUCCAACAGUUCUCAAGGGAAUAACAUGCAUAUUCAAAGAAGGGACUAGAGUAGGAGUCGUGGGAAGGACAGGAAGCGGAAAAACUACACUCAUAAGUGCUUUGUUCCGUCUAGUAGAACCAACAAGUGGGCAAAUUAUUAUAGAUGGACUUGACAUAUGCUCUAUUGGUUUGAAAGAUCUGAGAAUGAGCCUCAGUAUCAUCCCACAAGAGCCAACUCUUUUCCGGGGUAGUAUUCGAACUAAUUUGGACCCUCUUGGCCUUUACUCCGAUGAUGAAAUAUGGAGGGCUCUAGAGAAGUGUCAGCUUAAAGCAACAGUCAGUAGCCUUCCCAAUCUCUUAGAUUCCUCUGUGAGUGACGAAGGAGAAAAUUGGAGUGCUGGGCAACGCCAACUCUUCUGCCUUGGCAGAGUCCUCCUUAAGAGAAACAGAAUUCUAGUUCUAGAUGAGGCCACCGCUUCCAUCGAUUCCGCGACAGACGCGAUUCUCCAAAGAAUCAUCAGGGAAGAAUUCUCAGAAUGCACAGUCAUAACCGUUGCUCAUAGAGUUCCUACUGUUAUUGACAGUGACAUGGUCAUGGUGCUCUCUUAUGGGAAGCUAGUGGAACAUGACGAGCCUUCAAAGCUUAUUGAUGCCAACUCCUAUUUCGCCAAGCUUGUAGCAGAAUACUGGUCAAGCUGCAGAAGAAACCCAUAAAACAACAAAAAUAAUAGCAAUCAUAAGUCAUAGCUUCUCCAUGAUAAUAAAUUGAAGCUGUACUAGAAUAUUCUAAUUUCAUUUUGCCAUGAUCCUGCCUCGUUUGGUAUUAUCCAUAUACAUAAAUUCUUGGAGAGUAAAAUGGACCAUAUGUUGUUAAUAAGACAAGAAACUAAGGGGUUGUUUUUUGCAUUUUUGAGUUAAGAUAAUUUGAGUGAUGAUUUUGA
Morus notabilis is the source of this 4247-nucleotide messenger RNA. Its product is annotated as ABC transporter C family member 8. The record is from RefSeq and is a predicted model, not a curated record. The annotation marks the transcript as partial. Lineage: Eukaryota; Viridiplantae; Streptophyta; Magnoliopsida; Rosales; Moraceae. Gene Ontology annotation, cellular component: vacuolar membrane; plant-type vacuole. Gene Ontology annotation, biological process: transmembrane transport. Gene Ontology annotation, molecular function: ATP hydrolysis activity; ABC-type transporter activity; ATP binding. The transcript has 11 exons.